Salarias fasciatus (jewelled blenny) is the source of this 5166-nucleotide messenger RNA. It is a transcript of the gene spns2, whose product is annotated as SPNS lysolipid transporter 2, sphingosine-1-phosphate. Gene Ontology annotation, biological process: sphingosine-1-phosphate receptor signaling pathway; transmembrane transport; lipid transport. Gene Ontology annotation, cellular component: membrane. Gene Ontology annotation, molecular function: transmembrane transporter activity; sphingolipid intramembrane carrier activity. The coding region runs from base 279 to 1790 and encodes 503 amino acids. The transcript is spliced from 13 exons. NCBI's taxonomy places the organism in Eukaryota, Metazoa, Chordata, Actinopteri, Blenniiformes, Blenniidae. The record is from RefSeq and is a predicted model, not a curated record.
GAGAGAGAGCGAGAGAAAGAGAGAGAGAGAGAGCGAGCGAGAGGAGAAAAAACUCAGGAGCGCACUGCCCGUCUGUCACCGCGCACUGCUAGAAAAAUAUGAUUCCGAGAAGAGCGGCUCCUGCGCUUCAACCAAUAAGACAACAUCUCCACUGCGACUAAUUUCAGUGUGAAAAUCACUGAGCAUCGCUGAGUGCGCUCCUCGCUCAACUAUUCUCCCCCUCCACCCCCCCUCCACGCGCGUCCUCUUCUUCUGCGCUGGAUCUUUCGUGCCAGAAAAUGUGCGUGGAGAGCGAUGGAUGCGAGAUCGAGGGGUGCAGCAGUUCGGAUGAGGUGCGCACGCUGUCGGGCAGCAUGAGUCCCGGACUGAAAUCCAACCCGGACCUUCACCCCUGCAAGCCGGGACAGAAAUUCCGCGCCGCGCUGCUCAGAUGCCGCUCACCGGCCGCCGCCGCCGGGAUCCUCAGUUUUGGAAACGUCCUCAAUUACAUGGAUAGAUACACUGUAGCCGGUGUCCUGCUUGACAUCCAGCGGCACUAUGAUGUAUCAGACAGCGGUAUCGGCUUGUUGCAAACCGUCUUCAUCUGUAGCUUCAUGGUGGCAGCUCCCAUCUUCGGUUACCUGGGCGACCGCUUCAACAGAAAGGUCAUCCUGAGCUGUGGCAUUUUCUUCUGGUCCAUUGUUACCCUGUCGAGCUCCUUCAUCGGUAAAGAGUACUACUGGCUGUUCGUGCUCUCCAGAGGACUGGUGGGGAUCGGAGAGUCCAGCUACUCCUCCAUCUCCCCCACCAUCAUCGGGGACCUGUUCACUAAUAACAGCCGCACCAUGAUGCUCUCCGUCUUCUACCUGGCCAUCCCCCUCGGAAGUGGGCUCGGUUACAUCCUGGGCUCCAGCGCCAAGGUGGCUGCAGGAGACUGGCACUGGGCACUGAGGGUGUCCCCGCUCCUCGGCAUCACGGCAGGGACCCUGAUCCUGCUGUUCGUGCCCGAGCCCAAGAGGGGCAGCGCCGACCAGAUGGGAGGACGCAUCAAGACCCGCACCUCCUGGCUCUGUGACAUGAAAGCACUCGCUAAGAACCGGAGCUACGUUUUCUCCUCCCUGGCGUCGGCUGCAGUGUCCUUCGCCACAGGUGCGUUCGGGAUGUGGAUUCCUCUGUACCUGGCCCGAGCGCAGGUGGUGCAGAAGACAGUGGAGCCCUGCACUAAAGAGAUCUGCAGCAGCACGGACAGCCUAAUCUUCGGGGCGAUCACCUGUGUGACGGGCCUCCUGGGAGUGGUCAUCGGGGCCGCCACCACUCGGCUCUGCCGCCAGAAGACGGAACGGGCCGACCCGCUGGUGUGCGCCGUCAGCAUGCUGGGCUCGGCCAUCUUCAUCUGCCUCAUCUUCGUGGUGGCCAAGAAGAGCAUCGUCGGCGCUUACGUUUGCAUCUUCAUCGGAGAGACUCUGCUUUUCCUGAACUGGGCCAUAACGGCAGACAUUUUAAUGUUUGUUGUUAUUCCCACGCGGAGAGCCACGGCGGUCGCCUUUCAGAGCUUCACCUCGCAUCUCCUGGGUGACGCUGGGAGCCCCUACCUGAUCGGCCUGAUCUCCGACGCCCUUCAGCAGAGCUACGCUACAUCAGCACUGUGGCGGUUCCUCAGCUUGGGCUAUGCCCUCAUGCUGUGUCCCUUCAUCAUCGUCCUGGGGGGCAUGUUUUUCCUGGCCACUGCGCUGUUUUUCCUGGACGACAGGGACAAAGCCGAGAAACAGUUGAGCCAGCUGUCACGGCCGCCCUCCUCGGUGAAGGUAUGACCAGGUGUCCAGCGAUCGAGGUGCACAACCAAAUUAAGCAAGGGCGGCGAUAAAAAGCAAAGGCAGCAUCUUCAAACCAUGUCCUUCCAUUUGUCCGUGCUGCGACUGUCCUGCGACGGCCCCUCCGGGCCCCCCCGCUGCUCUUGCUUUUUCACGCCCUCUCGGAGGUCGCUCAGAACUGGAACGAGGGGGCGUCUUGCCCCCUCCCUGAACCCGCCUCGAAAUUACAGAGCCGGCCGGCCGGCGCUCAGCUUGCGCGCCGCGCCCGAGACGGCCUCCAAAUAGCUAGUGUCCUCCUCACCUCCGUCCGCGAGGAUCCACUCAACCUUCCAGGGGGGACCUGGACCCCUCCCAGUCCUGUUGCCAUACUACUGAAUGCUGACCAUGAACCUGCCCUGUCUGUCUGUCUGUCUGUCCGUCAGCCUGCCUGUCUGUCCACGGGCUCGUCUCUGUCUCUGUCCGUCUCUCAGCAUCUGUCAAUCUGCACCAAGUGCCAUAGCAUCAUUACAUUCCUUUAGAUUUUGCACUGACCACUAACAAUCCUCAUGACUUCACCUCAGGCUGUGUUUACACGCACCCCAACAUGAGCCGGUAGGUUUAUCAAGCUGUAGGUUGAUUUUUGUUUUUGUGCUGGAAACUGGAAGCUGCAUCACUUUCAAACUGCUCUGUUGUUGGAUCACAGAUCUUCUUCACCUGUAAAAAUCAGGCCGUGAUGCAACGACAGCGAAGCGUGCUGCAGGAAUUUCUCCGGCAGGUUCAUGCGUUUGAUCAGGCCCGACGCUCGGGGGACAGUAUUACCAACCCAAACCGAACACUGACAGUGCUGACAUGAUGAGUGCAGUAUUCUCAUAAUCACAGUUUUGCGGUGCGUGUAAACAUAGCGUACAACCAAGAGCCAAAAAAGUGUUACUGUUUAAAGGUCAGUGAAUCCGCCUUAAGAUUUGGAGCGUUCACAUGCACACAGAUGUUUCCUUCGCCCUCCCCACCCCACAUGUGUUUAUAUUUUUAGCUUUCAGCACUUAAAUCAGUGGAGGCAGUGUCAGAGAAGAUGACAGAGAUUUCUGCACAUUAUUUUCUGUUUUUGUUUUGUUUGUUUCCUUCUUUUUUGUCUGUGUGUUUGUUGGAUUUGAAACUGGAGGUUGUUGCCGAUGAUUGUUUCAGAAGGACGAUGACACAAUCCGGGCAAUUUUAAAGUGGACACUGGAGUUUUUAAUUUAUUCUACUCAUGCUUUUUUUUUUUUUUUUCCAAAAGUUAAUGAUAUGCUACUCUUGGCUUCAAAAGAGUAACACCCGUGUGUGUUGAUUUUUUAUUUUCUGUACGUGAGAAGCAAUACAAGAGAAUUCAGAGGAAAGCUUUCUCUUUCCUCCACACUGCCUUAUCAGUGAGCUCGGCUUCCUGCGAUGGGGGCCGGCUCGUUGAUGGUUGGUUUUGAAUUUCUGGACACAAUACCCACACAGAGACAGGACUCACUUUUAAUGAUGGAUUCCAGUCCGGUCGGUCCUCACUGGUUACAAUACCAUGCAUUGUGGAAAGAGACCUUUCCCCCCUGGCCCUCGCUACCGUAGAUAUCCCAUUCCACCAUCAGAGGAAAGGAGCUCUGAAAGGAGCUCAAGAUGCAGCCGUCAGUUUGUUAGUGAGGGGCAAUCAAAAUCCCAGACAGGAAGAGGAAAUCCUUCAGCCUCAGGUUAGACUGAUGGCCAGUUCUCAUCGUUGAUAAGCGAGGAAUCCACCUUUGAAAGCUCAGAUGUUACCGCCACGGCUGGGACACGAUUCCCUUCAUACACGCACCAGAAAAUAAGAUUUACACAUAAGUAUUCAUUAAACAAGGAUUUGAACUUAUCUCUCUAUGCAUUAAUUACAGCGGUGUAUUGUAAUUAUGCAAAUGAAGUGCAAUCUCCCACACGAACAAGGAAAAUGCAGCGAGGAAAGCUGCUGUAAAGCUUCAUUUACAUACAAAGAGUUCCUGAAGGUUUUUUUUUUAAGAGAGUAACCCGGUGAAUCCAAUUUCACUCAAACCUUGAAGCCACUUAAUGGAUUCAAAGGUUUAUAAAGAAAAUAUGUGCAUGAAAGGGAAAAAAAAAGCACUUUGCAGACCUCCAAGAAAACCCAUGAGGAGGAGGAGGAGGAGGAGGAUGGAGUGACCUCAGCAGAGGAAUAGAAGGAGCCGUGGAGGUGCUUCUCGUAGCAGAGGUGUGUGAGCGUGACUCACUGGCGGCGUGUGUGUGGGGUGCUGUGUGGGCCGUGUCCUUGUUGCCAGAUCAUUAGCUUUAGCUUCUCUCCAACUGCGUGGAGCUCUCUGAAUGUGAUUCUGUCCAACCUGACGUGUUUACACACCUUCAUCUACUUAAUGAAACUAAGCUUCUUACCUUCCUUUUAUCAAUUUUGUUUUUUUAAUGUUACCAAAUGACUUUUUUUUUUUAAUAACUACAGUAGAAAGAUGAAUAUAUAAAUAUAUAUAGCUAUAUCACGCAGCAACUUUAAUAUAUUGUAAAUGAUGGCUUGGAUGCAAUGUAUUUAUUUGUUUGUUAUCAUAAUGAAGAAUAAUCUGCAAAGGGAAGUUUAAAGGUUUCAGUAUACUACACUUUGUCGUUGUCGGGUUUUGAAAUGUUGAGUUGUUCAUCCUUUUGUAUCACAAUGAAACAACACAAUACCUUUUUACAUCACUAAAAUUCGUCCUCUUUACUGUGACCAUGAAUUGGACAUCACUCACUCACACAUACACACACACAUACACACACACACCAAGGAAAUGCAAAUGUGAUUGUUUGAAGACAACCUUUUGGUUUCAUUGAUACUUUUGCAUUCAGUUUUGUAGCUCUUGUAUGCAUUUUUAUUUCUCUUUUUUUUUUGUUUGUUUGUUUUUAAAAUAACUGAUCAAAACCAUUUUGCACACUUAAUGUUCAGGGAUUUAUUUGAACCACAGCCUAGCAUCAACUUCACGGAGCCUCUGCCACGGAGGUCUGUCUCUUCAUGCUCACAGUAAGCGCCGACGCGCAGUCAUCCUCUGUCACGAGAAGGGGCGUGGGCUCUGGUCAGAUGGGUCAUGAAUCGAGUUUUCACUUUGCCAAAUUGAGUUGAUUUAGCACCAAUCCUUUAGCCUGUUGUAUUGAGUAGUUCUGUGUUAAUACUCACUGAAGUGAUGUAUUGAGAAUGUGCUAUUUCUUGUCAUACAAGAAUCUUGUAUAAAGAAACCUAUUUCUGAUGUUUGAGCAGAAAACAGAGGUUAUUUUUUAUUUUUAGAAGUAAGUCAAUACAGGAAAAGUGUCUGAGAAAUCAAAGGAUAUUAUUCUAGAACUGAACUGUGAUGCUCCCAGUGGGGGGGUUGAUAGAAAAUGUACAUGUCUGUAAAUCAAAUAAACCUAUUUAAUCACUUCA